CUCGGAUCAGUUUUUACGUUGUGAUUUACAUACAGUGUGAGGCGGAUACUUGACAAUUUGCAGGACAUGUUGAAAUCGGAAAACCCCGAAAUAGGAGUGAAAUUAACAGGUGGUAUCUAAUGUCUGAAGUUGUUUCUACUCUGAGCUAUCAAUGCGUGUGAAGGAGCAUCCCACAUCAGCCACUAUGGGGAAGAAACGCAAUAAAACCAAACAAAAUGACUACCAUAACACAUCGGAUGAAGAUAUUCUGAAGGGAAAGCCCUGUUCACACAUUGACAAAUCUGUCAAUUUAUCCGGCAUCAAGAAAGGAUUGAAACAAGCUGGUGGCUCUUCCAAACUGGGUCAAUGUGUGUCUUGUGUGAACGAUAAAGGAGCGACUGAGAAGCGUUUAGCAGCUAGUAGUGAAGAUAGCGGAGACGGACCAGAGAACACCAUCUGGCUCUGCAUGGUUUGUGGUAAUCAGGGAUGUGGUCGAGGUUCUCAACAUGAACAUGCCUUGAAGCACUAUGAGACACCUCGUAGUAACUUCCAUGCACUCUCAUUAUGUAUCAAUACUAUGCAAGUGUGGUGCUAUAAAUGUGAUGAUGCGGUGUUCUUGGACGACAGCAGGAAGCUACAUGAAUGUGUGGAAUGGUUGCGUAAAGAGAUGGGAGCACCCAAACUUCCAGCUAAGAAGAAAUCCAAGGAUUCUGACGGUGACUCGAUACCAAUGAAAGGGAGUAUGGUAGGAGGAAGUGCAUCGACUAACAGCGUCAAACAAGAAGGCUCUAUGAAAGUCAAGGGUCUCAACAAUUUAGGGAACACAUGUUUCUUCAAUGCAGUUAUGCAAAAUAUUACUCAAACCAACGUCUUGCGAGAACUCCUACAUGAGAAGUGGAUGUCUGGGAAGGAGGUUUGCAUUCCGGAUGAUACUCAUCUCCGCAUCUCACUGGACUCAUCAACUCAGACUCAUUUCUCGUUCGAUGGUCAGAAGAAAUCUGAAGAUUACAUUGAGCCACCGGCCCCAGUCACCAUUAGUCUUCCACCUCCUGGGUCAUUGACCUCUUCACUUGUCGGCUUCCUUGAUGAGAUGAACAAAGGAGGCAAGUCAAGCAUUGUCAACCCUAGAGGGCUCUUCAAUCAGAUUUGCCAAAAGGCGUCUCGUUUUAAAGGCUACCAGCAACAAGAUAGUCAUGAAUUGCUCCGUUAUCUUCUAGAUGGAAUGAGAGCAGAAGAGAUGAAGAGAAUGCAAGAAGCCAUCUUGAUGCACUUUGACAUCAAGGGGUCAAAGGUGAAGAGUCUAGACGAUGCUACAAAGAAGAAGAUUAAGAUGUAUGGUCUACAUUGUAAACAUACAUUUGUUGAUAGUGUGUUUAGUGGUCAGCUGUUGAGUCUGGUGCAUUGCAAUGAGUGCCAUGAGGUAUCUGAAGUACUAGAACCAUUCCUAGAUCUAUCGCUACCUAUCGUGGAAUCAAAGGGAAAGAGAAAUACAGCGCCCCCAAGACCUUCAGAGAAACAAGCCACAUUAUUAGAGAAGAGUUCAGAGGUCACAUCUCCCGUUACCGAGGCAUCGGGGUCAAGAGAUGAAAACAAACUCAGUAAACAUCAAAUCCAGAAGGCAAGAGAGAAAGCUAAGAGAGAAGCAAAGAGAAAGCAUCGUAAAUCACAAAGCAGCCAGCAGGAGACAACCAAUCAAGCAGGAGCUGAAGAAACUCCUAACCAAUCAGAGAAUGAAGAAGAAGUGUUCCAGGAUUCAAACGAUGCAGACAGUGAAACAUCGCUCUUUGAUCGUCCGGAUCGUAAAGGAAGUGUUGACUUUUCCAGGACGGUCCGAACCACUGGGUCUACUUACAGUCUUUCUAAUAAAGCGCAAAAUCAGACUGGAGCUGAGACUAAGAAGGAGAAAAUAACUGUCAAUGGUGGAACGAAUCAUGACAUCAAAUCGGAAAGAACUAAAUGUCAAGAUGAUCCGCCUGAGAUUGAUACUGACGAAGAGUCAAAUAAUUUAGUAGGAGGGAUUAAAAAAUUAACAAUUGAGAGCGCUCCGUUGAAAAGUCAGACAAAUGAAAACAAAAUGGAGUCAUCUGUGGCGGCUACCUCAUCAGAAAACAUCAACGGCAAUUCAUCAACAGCUCCUAAUCCUCCAAGUAGCUACGAUAUUACCACUAGCUCAUCAAAACUAUCUGAAGAACAAUUAGCCAAACAAAACGGUCAAACUGAGUACGUAGCCUGUAAUGGCUUGGGGAGCAGUACAGGGGAUAGCACAGCAAGUGCUAAAGAUAAUGAUUUGGUCAGUAAAGCUAAGGACCAGGCUAGCAAAGAUGAUACCGAAGCUAAUAAGUCUAGUAUUGCUUGUGGAUUUACAGCAGCUAAACUCGCUAAGCAGGAAGAUUUCUCACCGCCAUUGUCUCCCACCUCUCCAAGCCGGUCUAGAGUUAUGUCAACUUUAGCUCCUCGCUACCAGGGGAAGUCACUUGAGUGUUCUGUGGAAUCCUGUCUCAGCCAAUUUACCGUCCCAGAAUGGCUCACUGGAUCCAAUAAAUUCGGAUGUGAAAACUGCUCCAAGAAAUUAGAAGAGACAAACAAGGAGAAGAAGAUAGUCUACACUGAUGCUAGCAAGCAGUUACUCAUCCAUCAACCUCCUUCAGUUCUGACUCUCCAUCUUAAGAGAUUCCAACAGGUUGGAUAUUCAUUGCGGAAGAUCACAAGACAUAUUAAUUUCCCGUUGGUUCUCAACCUAGCUCCUUUCUGCAGCACCUCAUGCAAACCUUACAGCGACAGUAAUCAGCAAGUGAUGUACGCCCUCUAUGGCGUAGUAGAGCACAGUGGACGAUUACACUUUGGUCACUACACAGCAUUUGUCAAGGUGCGCCACUCGGCGGAAGCCUUAAGACGCUACGUACUCAGCAUCCCUAACAAUCUCAACUCCCUAAAUGAACAAUGGAACAAUUCCUUUAAACUUGCCAAUGGAGAGGACUGUGGUGUAGAAUCGGCUUAUUGUCAUGACAACCACUCAGCAUCCUCCUCCUCUUCAUCAUCUCGUAAGGUAACGCCCCCUGAAGGUAAAUGGUACUACAUCAGCGACUCGCAUGUCAGUGAAGUCACCGAGUCUAAAGUACUUAGCUCACAGGCUUACAUACUCUUCUAUGAAAGAAUCCUUUAGAGUCCUCAACUAUUCUGAAUCCAUCAAAAUCCAGCGGAAGGGUUGAUUAGUGUCAAACAGGUCCACUGAACCCAAUUUCAUUGAGUUGCCUUAAGCAGAAAAUUGCCCUUAACAAAUUCCUGCUAAUCACAAAUGAGCAGGAUACCAGUCACAAAUGCUGGUAACAUUAAUGUGCUUAGCAUCAUUUUGUUGUGCUUAGCUACUUUUCUGCUUAAUCAGCUCUAUGAAGGUGGGCCCUGGUCAUAUUAAAGACACCAAGGGCCCAACUUCAUAAAGCCUGUGAGCAUAAAAACUUGCUAAGCACAGAAGAAUCUUGCUUAACAGACACUGGUUAACAGCCAAAAUGCCAUAAUGUUUACAUUGUUGCAACUAGUGCCCCACACAGUUUUGCUCAGCAUUUUUUUCUGCUUAACAGCUUGAUGAAAUUGGUUCCUGGCAGGUGGAUGAAUUAUUCGUAUGUGUAGGAUGUAAGUUAAUGAUAGAGUGGUGUUAAUACUGAUAGUCGUAUAACAACUUAUUGUACUGCAAACUCUACGUGAAGAGGUCAAUAGUUAGAGCCUAGCCGCAAUCAUUACAAAAGGCCUUUUUACACUGUCGACUUUCUAUUUGUGUUGAAACUUAUCUGGUUAGAUUCAGUAUUGACUCAGUAAAGUUUCAACAGGGAUGCAAACUGUGUUGCUUUCACACUAGCUCUGCGCAGAAUCAUCUCUGGUUAGAGUCAGUUUUGACUCGGUAAAGUUUCAACAGGGAUACAAACUGCGCCGCAUUCACCCUAGCUCUGCUCUGCGCAGAAUCAUCCUCGGAUAACUGUUGAUCCAGGUAUUUUGUGAUAAUUUCACACUGCACGGUCUUAACCGGAUUCAAGCAGGACGCAUCGCUCUAUCCGGAUAGACACAGUGUUGAAAGUCGGAAAGUGAACAGUCGAUAUUGCACAGAUUGUUUCUGUGUCCAACACAGAUUUGUUUGUAGUGUGAAAAGGCCAAGAGAAUGUAGUCAAAUUCACAAAAGAACUAUGAUUCAUACUUAAUCUCGAUUACAUUGUACACAGAUUCUACUCAGAGAGUUGUUAGUAUUACAUAAUAAUAUCAUGUGCAUCAAUUGUAAUGAUUUCAAUUAUACAAUAGUUUAUUUGUGUGGAGUAUGAACUAAGCUGAGCUAAACAAAAAUCACUUUAUUUGUUUAAUUGCUGUGAUCUGCAGAAUUGCUGUAAUGCAAAUAAUGCAAAUUAAUUUAUUUGGGAAUGCAUUAGUAUUUUGAUAAAAAGUUUGACAAUGGGAGACUUUUGAGACGCUGGCGGCAGCAGACAUACUGGUCCUUUUUUGUUUGCAGCUCUGAGCGUGCACACACGCUCAGUAUUGCGUACUCAGGCCUGAGCAUGCGCAAAACUGUGAAAAAGGACUGUCCAGAAGUUUCCCAUUUCUAGUUGAUUUGAUAUCUUACUGAUUCUGCUUAUUUUUGUACUGACAGUGACAUAGUUACAUCGGUUACCCUGUGAAUUGUAUUGUACACCUGGUACCCUAUACUUGAAUAGAAAUGUAUCAAUUUUUAGUAUAACCCAAUACACAAAUGUGUGUUGGCACUGUACACUCAGUAUUUUCCUAAGUUCUGUGGAAAUAAAUUACAGGCAUUAUUACUUGGGUGGUAUUCAAACCCAUGACCGUUGCAAUUCUAGAGCAUUGUCUUACCAACUAGACCACUGAGAUUGCCCGGUGGCUUAUGUCGAGUGUAUUACACAGGUUAGUGGGGAAUUUUGGUUUGUGCGCGUGUGUACUCAACUGUACUAGGCAUUCUAUGCUUAUACAGCAAGUGCAGAGAUUUGUAUUGCACGUAAGCGGAGAAUGGUGAUUGCAAGUGCAGACUACGGUGGUACACAGGGACAUGACAUUGGCCCAGAAUGUUAGGUUGGUUGUUUAAAUGUUUGUGCUCCUGGAAUAUACCAAGGAAUGUUAUAAGUUAGAAUGUCAAAUUGAGGAACAUUUAGAAUUCAAGCUGUCUUAAGAGAGUUUUCAUCAGAAGGGAGUAGGUAAAUAUAACCUCUUAGAGAAUCCAAACAUCUUUCAAAGCUCCUGUGAUAUUGAAAGAGUUGAUUCAGCAUUUAAAUGUUAAUUUCAAAAUUAUCAAAUAAGUGAGUUUCGUGAAUGCUAAGUUGAUGCAAAACCAAAAUCUUCAAAUCUGGAAGGUAUUUAUAUUCGUUGAAGAAUAGACUGAAAGUAAAAGACUUGUUUUAUAAGGAAACUUUCUAAAAAGCACAAUAAUUAUUUGAUUUGCUGAAAUGUUUUUGACAGGUUGUUUUAUGACGAUUCCUAAAAAUUAAAAGAAAUCAACACUGUAGCAAACCUUGCAAGGAAAUCUGUUUUGUGGAAGAUUAAGGUAGAAGAAUUAAUCUUUGUAUUUUUGUAGAAUUUCUUUUAAUUUGGGCAAUUGAUGGAAACGCUUUUGCAAUUAUGAAAAGUUGUGUUUCUUUUUAUGUUUGUGUAGUUUCAUGAUAGAAAUUUGUUUUAUAUUUUGUUAUCAAAACAAUGUUGGGAUGUUCUCAGGAAUUUAUAAGUGGAUUUUUAUCCAAAAACUUAACAAGAUGGUCGCCCGCAACAUUUUUCUUGGUGUAACCUUUUUUCAGUAUUGUAGAUUUUCUAUUUAAUAGUUCCAUUCAUAUAUGCGACAGACUUUAUUGCUAAUU
Asterias rubens (European starfish) is the source of this 5819-nucleotide messenger RNA. Its product is annotated as ubiquitin carboxyl-terminal hydrolase 16-like. Gene Ontology annotation, cellular component: nucleus; cytosol. Bases 152 to 3142 code for a protein of 996 amino acids. Lineage: Eukaryota; Metazoa; Echinodermata; Asteroidea; Forcipulatida; Asteriidae. The record is from RefSeq and is a predicted model, not a curated record. Gene Ontology annotation, molecular function: zinc ion binding; cysteine-type deubiquitinase activity; cysteine-type endopeptidase activity. The transcript has 17 exons. Gene Ontology annotation, biological process: protein deubiquitination.